AUGGAUCACUACCUCACCACGUACAGGAAGGACUAUCUGUGGCCCAAUUUGCCGAAAAUACCAGGGUCGCAGAAGUUGGGCGGUGGUGUUGCUGAAAUACCCAAGCUUUCUGGUGAAGAGAUAGCGUUCUACCAGGCAUGUAUGCAGCACACCCGCCCGUACGACUGCAGAUGUCCCCAGUUAUCAGGUGGUGAAAUGCCUCAACUACCACCAGGAAAAGAAGGAGGAUGGAGCAGAAAUGAGAUAAUGGGGCCGCUGUUAGAUCCGAAACUAUAUCCAGCCCGAGUUGCUGCCAGUCCUGAAACUCCUACAUCACGCUACAAUCAACCCAAUGCGUUUCUAGAUAAGUUGCAAUCGAAAUAUCCAAUGCUGUACAGCAUUCUGCAGAAUGAAGCGUCGCCAGAACUGAAGCAGCGAAUCGACAGGGACAGGAAUAAGACUACGUAUCAAGUUGACUUUUGCGAGAGCGGUCCCGGUGCAAAGUUUGAGGGUCUGCAGCGGGCGGCAGAUGACAGCGGCGUGGGUCCGUGCGCGCAGCCCAUGCGUCUGCCCGGCGACCCGUGCCGCGUGGCGCCUCUCCACCGGAUGACCACGCCCCGGACCAUAUCCAAGCAGUCCUCCGGUACUGUUAGUGAUCCGAGACCUAAAUGCGAAACAACCUCAGUCGUUCCACCACUUGGCAAAACAGAAUAUCAAGAUGGCGUCUCAAAACUUGGAGGUAUCAUUAUGCGUGACAAAUUGCACCGAAGAUGA
Molecule: messenger RNA, 753 nt
Organism: Parnassius mnemosyne (clouded apollo)
Lineage: Eukaryota; Metazoa; Arthropoda; Insecta; Lepidoptera; Papilionidae
Source: the annotation of a GenBank genome assembly